UUUUUUUUCCAAGGGAUUGUGGGGGUUGUAGUUUUCAUAUAUUGCAUUUCUUCCUUGUAUUGCUGCACGUAGACUGGCGGCAGCUGGCAGAAUAUCAGGUGCCGAGCGCGGAGUGGCCGGUUUGGUGCUUUCCAUAGCUCUCAAUGAAGACGGAUGCUGGCGUUUGCGUGAUGUCACUCAAAGGACCGUUCAGUUGUGGGUGAUCAGCAGUGUGCCAGCAUCUAAAGGAACCAAAGCAGUGGAACUUGUACCCUGAUCAGGCACCUUAUACUGGACGCAAGUGCACUUCUUCCCUCAAGAAGAUCGUAUCCCAACAAGGAUGUGUAUUUCUGGCUACCUGUGGGGCAAGCACUAAUGGAGUAGGGGGAUUGAUCCAGCUUCCUAUUACCAGGAUUACAACCCUGCCUUUAAUUUCUCCUGAAGUAAGGCACAGACCAUAUUAUGGAUAUGGCCAGCCUCAUUAGCAGCUUGCUUGUGCUCUUUCUCAUAUUUCAGAACAGCUGUUACUGUUUCAGAAGUCCCCUCUCUGUCUUUAAGAGGUAUGAGGAAUCAACCAGAUCACUUUCCAAUGACUGCUUGGGAACCACACGGCCCGUUAUGUCUCCAGGCUCAUCAGAUUAUACUUUAGAUAUCCGAAUGCCAGGAGUAACUCCGACAGAGUCGGACACGUAUCUUUGCAAGUCUUACCGGCUGCCAGUGGAUGAUGAAGCCUACGUAGUUGACUACAGACCACAUGCCAAUAUGGAUACUGCACAUCACAUGCUCCUAUUUGGAUGCAAUGUGCCUUCUUCCACUGAUGAUUACUGGGACUGCAGUGCAGGAACUUGUAAUGACAAAUCUAGUAUAAUGUAUGCCUGGGCAAAGAAUGCACCACCCACCAAACUACCAGAAGGAGUUGGAUUUCAAGUUGGAGGGAAAUCGGGCAGUAGAUAUUUUGUUCUUCAAGUUCACUAUGGUGAUGUGAAAGCAUUCCAGGAUAAACAUAAAGAUUGCACAGGGGUGACUGUACGGAUAACACCUGAAAAACAACCAUUAAUUGCAGGCAUUUAUCUUUCAAUGUCUCUCAACACUGUUGUUCCACCUGGGCAAGAGGUAGUUAAUUCUGAUAUUGCCUGCCUCUACAACAGACCAACGAUACACCCAUUUGCCUACAGAGUCCAUACUCAUCAGUUAGGGCAGGUGGUGAGCGGCUUUAGAGUCAGACAUGGCAAAUGGACUUUAAUUGGCAGACAAAGCCCACAGCUGCCACAGGCGUUUUACCCUGUAGAGCAUCCAUUAGAGAUUAGCCCUGGAGAUAUUAUAGCAACCAGGUGUCUGUUCACUGGUAAAGGAAGGAUGUCGGCGACAUAUAUUGGGGGCACAGCUAAAGAUGAAAUGUGUAAUUUAUACAUCAUGUAUUACAUGGAUGCUGCCCAUGCUACUUCAUACAUGACCUGUGUACAGACAGGUAACCCAAAGCUAUUUGAAAACAUCCCUGAGAUUGCAAAUGUUCCGAUUCCUGUAAGCCCUGACAUGAUGAUGAUGAUGAUGAUGGGACAUGGUCACCACCAUACAGAAGCUGAGGCUGAGACGAAUACAGCACUUCAGCAGCCUAAACGGGAGGAGGAAGAAGUAUUAAAUCAGGGUGAUUUCUAUUCCCUUGUUUCCAAACUGCUAGGCGAGAGGGAAGAUGUUGUACAUGUCCAUAAAUACAACCCCACAGAUAUGUUAGAUUCUGACCUUGUAGCUGAGAUCACUAAUGUUGUGCAAAAGAAAGACCCUGGCUGGUAUUACACCAGGCAAAUCCUGGGGCACGACAAGAAGCCUAACACGGUUUUGGUCAGAGACCGAAUUCACAAAUUCCAUAAAUUAGAAUCCACCAUGAGACCACCAUGGAAUACGCUCCCCCAGGUGCAGCAAGCUAGACCUGCUGGAGCCGACACCAGGGUGAAGCAGCAUCUAGGAGAUGUCCAUCUAGAAGAAGAUACAGACUGGCCGGGAGUGAACCUCAAAGUGGGACAAGUGUCUGGUUUAGCGCUGGAUCCCAAGAAUAAUUUGGUUAUUUUCCACAGGGGGGAUCAUGUCUGGGAUGAAAACUCAUUUGAUAGGAAUUUUGUUUAUCAACAAAGAGGAAUCGGACCAAUCCAGGAAAGCACCAUUCUCGUUGUUGAUCCGAACACUUCUAAAGUCCUCAAGUCAACAGGGCAGAAUUUGUUUUUUUUGCCCCAUGGCCUGACUAUAGACAGAGAUGGGAAUUAUUGGGUCACAGAUGUAGCCCUUCAUCAGGUUUUCAAAGUGGGAGCUGAAAAAGAAACGCCGCUGCUUGUAUUAGGGAGGGCAUUUCAGCCUGGGAGCGAUCGGAAGCAUUUCUGUCAGCCAACUGAUGUUGCAGUCGACCCCAUUACUGGCAACUUCUUUGUGGCGGAUGGCUACUGCAACAGUCGCAUCAUGCAAUUCUCACCUAAUGGAAUGUUCAUCAUGCAGUGGGGAGAAGAAACAUCCUCAAACCUCCCCCGACCUGGUCAGUUCCGCAUUCCACACAGUCUGACCAUGAUAUCUGACCAAGGACAGCUGUGUGUGGCCGACAGAGAGAACGGCCGGAUUCAGUGCUUCCAUGCUAAAACGGGGGAAUUUGUAAAGCAAAUCAAACAUCAGGAAUUUGGAAGAGAGGUGUUUGCUGUCUCAUAUGCACCAGGUGGAGUGUUGUACGCUGUUAAUGGAAAGCCGUACUAUGGAGAUUCCACCCCUGUACAAGGCUUUAUGCUGAAUUUCUCCAAUGGGGAUAUUCUAGAUACAUUCAUUCCUGCUAGAAAGAAUUUUGAAAUGCCCCAUGAUAUUACUGCAGGAGAUGAUGGAACGGUGUAUGUUGGGGAUGCACAUGCCAACGCUGUAUGGAAGUUCUCCCCUUCAAAGGCAGAGCAUCGAUCUGUCAAAAAAGCUGGAAUAGAGGUAGAAGAAAUAACAGAAACCGAGAUCUUCGAGACCCAUAUGAGAAGCAGACCAAAGACCAAUGAAAGUGUUGGGCAGCAAACACAGGAGAAACCGAGUGUUGUACAAGAAAGCAGCGCCGGCGUCUCUUUCGUUCUCAUCAUCACUCUUCUAAUCAUUCCUGUUGUGGUUCUCAUCGCUAUUGCAAUCUUCAUUCGUUGGAGGAAAGUUAGGAUGUAUGGAGGUGACAUUGGCCACAAAUCAGAAUCCAGUUCAGGGGGCAUCUUGGGAAAACUUCGAGGGAAGGGCAGUGGAGGCCUUAAUCUGGGAACAUUCUUUGCAACGCAUAAAGGAUAUAGUAGAAAAGGCUUUGACAGGCUGAGUACAGAAGGAAGCGACCAAGAGAAAGAUGAUGAUGAUGAUGGCUCAGACUCUGAAGAAGAGUAUUCUGCCCUGCCUAUUCCACCAGUAUCUUCCUCCUGAAACAGUUGACUUCUUCCAUACAACCUUUUGCUCCAUUAGCACGUUUAAAAUGGUGUAUUUAAAUGUUACUGUACUAGUCUGUGGACUGUACAAUCGUCAUAGCUUUUAUUUUUAUUUGAAGUGCUGUUGUAGCCUUUAUAUGAACAUUCAGAAUAAUUCUAUUUGGUCAAUGACUUUGGCUUUUCCAGUGUUUGAUGGCCUUCCUCUGCUUCACCAAGAGCACUUUAACUGCCAAUUAUUUUCAAGCCUUUAACUGAAAUCGAAUCGCAUUACAACGAUACGUGCCACAUAAAUGCAAAGCUGCUAAAUCUCUUCUAUUUUUUUAAAUUAACAACACGAUGUCGCGCUCAAGAAAGGAAACGAUAAAGACAAAAUAUUUAAUGUUUCUUAUUUCUUUCUAUUUUUUUUUCAUUGUUUUUGGUGUUCUUGGGGUGUCUUCUUUUCAGAUGGUUCCGCGGUUUAGAACACUAUUUUCAGGAACUGAAUGUACUUUGUGUAAUAAAGUGUUCGCAGAGCAUUA
Molecule: messenger RNA, 3910 nt
Organism: Xenopus laevis (African clawed frog)
Lineage: Eukaryota; Metazoa; Chordata; Amphibia; Anura; Pipidae
Gene: pam.S
Product: peptidylglycine alpha-amidating monooxygenase S homeolog
Exons: 26
Coding region: 442-3390 (982 amino acids)
Biological process (GO): peptide metabolic process; peptide amidation
Cellular component (GO): transport vesicle membrane; membrane; extracellular region
Molecular function (GO): monooxygenase activity; catalytic activity; peptidylamidoglycolate lyase activity
Source: RefSeq, a predicted model, not a curated record